Molecule: messenger RNA, 1501 nt
Organism: Micromonas pusilla CCMP1545
Lineage: Eukaryota; Viridiplantae; Chlorophyta; Mamiellophyceae; Mamiellales; Mamiellaceae
Exons: 8
Coding region: 644-1501 (285 amino acids)
Source: RefSeq, a predicted model, not a curated record
CAACGCGUUGUGGUCAGCACGCGUUUUGCACCUAUCGCACUGUUCAGAACGAAAGUUAUUCUCGAGUUAUACCCGGAUUUUUUUGGGAUCGCUGCAAGCAACAUGUUAAGGUAGUCUCGGAAAAAUGCCGCCACGUGUGCUAAGUUGGCCUGGUCGCCUAGUAUUUCUUUUCGUUGCGCACCUCGGCUGCUUAGCUCUCGGUUCAAGUGACAUCGAGCUGCACCCGUCGCUCGGAGGUGGCGGGACGAUGAUAACGCUGAAUGGUUUGCACAUAUCAACCGCGCCGGCUGCCGUAUUCUGCAGGUGAGGAACUUUCAAAACCUUUCAAUUAAUUAACGUAUUCCGGUUCACUCAAAGAAAAACACAGAAUGGGCGAGCAACUGAUUUUCGCUCAACUUAGCAAGGACUCCACCACUCAUGUAUCGGUGAUACUUUGCGAAGUCCCGCAGCUCUCUACAGGUUUUAUUAGUGUCGAUGUUACUCUCAACGGAAGGGACUAUACCAAUGCGGGUCUCUAUUUUGAAUACGGUUCGGCUCCUUACUUUGUUGAAUAACAAGUUAUUUUCUAAACGUUUCAGCAGUUACCACUUCGAUCUGGAACGUGUUUCCAAAGCGCGUGGAUCCACUGGGUGGAUCCCUUGUCAUGGUUCAAGGGCAGGGAUUUCGCAACGGUUGUGUAUGUGAUGGCGGCACUGGGUCUUUUGUCCAAGCAGCUAUUUUUUCCAGUGCCUUACUUUUCUGCGAAAUCUUGGCUAAAAUAUCGACAAACGGUACAGCUGGCAUUCCAUUGACUAUUGCCGUUACGAGUACUCAAAACGAGAGUGAGCAUAUUGAUGUAUACGUGUUGGGGUAUUCACGCGUGUUCGAGAUAACUGGCGUGGUGCACAACUUUGCUUUAGACGGUUCUCUUGGAAGCGAAUUCAUAGUGGAAGGCAACUUUUUUGGUUCUGACUCUAUCACGGACGAACUCAUUUGUAAAUGUUUAUUUGGCUCAGUUCUGACUUUUGGACGCCAAAUUUCUUCCACUAGUUGCAGUUGUGUUUUGCCUGAAUUGUAUCCAGGGAGGCAUACACUUUUAUUUUCAAACAACCAGGCUGGAUUUGCUGUGGUAGACAGCUUUACAACGCAGACGAAGGUAUUGCCUAUUGCUCUAAAUUUAGAUCUAGAUUCUACAUUCGGUUUUCAUUUUCUUUCGACCAUUUCGACAUAUUCGCGCUUAAGCAAGAGAAUAGAUGCUCCCCAUUUGUUUAGUCAAAACCACCAAAAUGCUAGCUUUCUUGGUUCAUAUGAUCUCGUAUCUCUGAACCCGACUUCUCGGAGUACAUUUUUGCAACAGGGCGGGAGCAAAAUAAAACCGACACUCGAUAUCAUCGAACCUCGGACCGGUGAUGAAGGGGGUGGCACAGUAGCUCACGUGCAGGGUGCAAAUAUGGUUGGACAGGAUAAUCUAACCGAAUGCCAGUCACGACUGUUUACGACCACUUUUUUUCUCAGGGAUUAA